This is a messenger RNA of Symbiodinium necroappetens, 2439 nucleotides long. The record is from the annotation of a GenBank genome assembly. NCBI's taxonomy places the organism in Eukaryota, Dinophyceae, Suessiales, Symbiodiniaceae.
GUGGACCGGGAGGAUUCAGCUUGCCCUUUCACAGGUGCUGGCGCUUGCUGGAAGUCCGAUGUGCCGACUCCGUGGUGGGUUGAUGCUCAGUCGCACACCGAAGGCCCUGCCGAUGACGAGUCGAUCCCACGCAAACUCGAAGGGUGGUGGCGAGUGAUGGAGUUCAGACGGGAUGCUGACACGGAGGCAGGUCAGGACUUGGAUGUAGGCGAGCUCUGCUUCCUGGAGAAGUUGUGGACUGAUCGAGUUCGAAUCUUCAAGGCUGGGCACAAGGGUCCUGCCGGUGAGAUCCCUCUUUCACGCGUAUGCGAUUUGCAGCUGACUUCGAAAGCUGACACGUCCAUUGGAUCCAGGUGGGACCUGCUGCGCGAUGUCGGCGAGGGAGGUGAUGACCCAGACGAUAUCCAGGUGGGUCAGAGGAGGCUGCUUCUCGGUGGAGAGUACGGCAGUCUGAAGCUCAAGGGACUCGAGUGCGAAGUGUUGAACUACGUGGAGUGGCUUGACAGGUGGACAGUUGAGAUUCCUGUCAAAGAUCAAAAGGGGAAGAAUUUGGUCAUUGCUGUCAUCCCGGCCCAGCUGCGCCACCCGAAGCUGCCCCGAGACCCGAAAAGGAAUGCCAAGGUCAAUCUGGGAUUGGCUUUACGUUCACGAGCUUUGGAGUUACACUGGCAGGAGGCAGAUGGCAGCGAAAGCAUGACCGGUGGAAGUCACAGUAGCACCAAAUUCCGCAUGCAGCUUCGCUACGUCAGCCGCGUUAGGCCCGGCGGUCGCAUCUGGACAUCCGGAUCUGAUUCGAUGUACCAGUAUGUUGAGGUUCGCUACGUGGCAUCGGGAGACUACGGCUUGGUGUUCCGGGUCCUGCGAAUGGUUGACUCUUCAAAGGCCACUCAGGAUGAGGAAGAUCCCUACCUGGUGCUGGACGUUCCGCGAGGGUCAGACCGUGCGACAAUCGCGAAAUCCUACCGAAGGCUUGCGAGGCGAUGGCAUCCCGACAAAGUGAAAGAAGAAGAACACGACCAGGCAGUCCUGGAGUUCAGAAGAAUCCAUCAAGCUUACGAGAACCUUGUGGCAGACCCGGAGCGAAGCUCGGACUUGAUGGUCCUCAAGAUGCAGCAUCCUUUGCCGACCAAAAAGAAGCGGAUAACCAUUCCAAUGGCUUUUCAGACCGAGGCAAAGUGCCUCAGUUUGGUCUCUCAGCUGCGGAUUCCCAAUGUUCAGAGGCUCGUUGAGGUCGGACCCGAAAACGAGUUCAUCGUAAGCUGGCCAUACAUCCCCGAAGCGCUGAUUCCGAACAACCAGUGCGACGGAGUGAGCCAGGUGGACAGAGUUGACCUGGUGAGAAACGGAUGGUCUGACUACUCGAGAUCCCGUCACUCAGCGCAGAAAGUCAUUCAGAUGAUGGUGGCGUUGAUCAGGCAUGAUGUAAUGAUCGUGGACCCCAUCCAGAACAUCAUCAUUGAUCGUGAGAGCGGAGAACCGUUGAUGAUCGAUUUUGGGCGAGGCGAAACUGCUGGCUCCAUAUACACGACAAGGAUCAAGACUUUCAUGAAGAAGGUGUUGCAGCUGCUGGCCAGGAGUGUUUCAAAAGCCAGCUACGACGUUGCUGCUCGUUACAUCAGAAGUUUGGAAGACACCCUCUUUCAAUGUCUAGAGCGCUGGCAGGACGAACGGACUCGAGAUCAGAAGAAGGCAUUGGCGGUGGCGGCAUCAAGCAUGAAGUGGCAAGAGGGCAUUGAGUGCUGCCGUGAGAUCUGGCACAGUGACGACGAUAAUCCAUUUCGAAAGAUGUUCAAAGACCACAAGGAUGUUUUGCCUGCCGACCGCGUGCUCCGUGAGGCUUGUCCAGCUGAGGCUGAGUCAGAACCCGGUAGCGAUGAAGAGCAGCAGGAGAAGCAUGAUGAUCCAGAAGGCCUUUGCGAUGCUGACAUCUCGACACUCACGCCAGUUCAGCGGCUGCUGCGUGCCAAACGCAAGAAAGCCCGAAGAACAUCCAAGGCACCAGAGAAGCCGAAUGUUCGAAUCUAUCUGAAGGAGACCCUGCCGGAUGGGACGUUGGGCUUAGGUCUUGACGAUGCCGAUGAAGACCUUGGUGGCCUGAUUGUUGUGUCUGUGGAGCGACAAAGUGAAAAGGUUGGCUGGCACCCAGGUGACCGAAUCGUCGAGCUGAACGGAUUGCAAAUCGACGACUGGGAGGACUUCAAGUCCGCAUGGUCUACGGCCAAGCAGUUCAGCACUACCGGAGUCGUUUUCGGCGUUAUGCGCGAGGGAAUGCCAGCCCUGGACGAGCCGAACACAGAAGCGAGGUGUUGGCACUGCAACGUGAAAGGAGACCACUUGCUUCGCUGUUCGAAUUGGGCUUGGUCCAAGCAGGAAGCUGUCUUUUUCUGUGGCAGGGACUGCCAAAAGCAGGCGUGGCAGGAGGCGAAACGAAAGGCUUGA